Clarias gariepinus (North African catfish) is the source of this 4240-nucleotide messenger RNA. It is a transcript of the gene unc5db, whose product is annotated as unc-5 netrin receptor Db. The record is from RefSeq and is a predicted model, not a curated record. Gene Ontology annotation, molecular function: protein binding; netrin receptor activity. Lineage: Eukaryota; Metazoa; Chordata; Actinopteri; Siluriformes; Clariidae. Gene Ontology annotation, cellular component: membrane. The transcript has 17 exons. Gene Ontology annotation, biological process: netrin-activated signaling pathway. The coding region runs from base 183 to 2888 and encodes 901 amino acids.
CGCGCUGUGGCCGCGGAGUGAUGAUGGCAGUCGGAUAGCUUCGGCUUCAGCGUGCCAAGUUCUCAUCUUCUUCUUCUUCUUCUUCUCUUUUAAAGCUUUUAUUCAUUUGGAAGGACAUUUCACUGAGGGUGUAGAGAGAGGGGGAAUGUUGCGAGUUUGAGGAGGAGCAGACGGCGACAGAGAUGCGAGCUCGGAGGGACAGCGCGCGCUGCUGGGACGCCGCGCUGAUUCUCCUCCUGUGCGCGAAGUGCGCGUGCGGUCGAGGCACCGCAGGAGACGCCGUAUCCGAUUCGUCCUCCGUCGGCGGGACGUUGCCGCACUUCCGGCAGGAGCCAGAAGACGCCUACAUCAUCAAGAGCAACCCCAUCCGGUUGCGGUGCCGUGCCACUCCCGCCCUGCAGAUCUUCUUCAAGUGCAACGGGGAAUGGGUUCACCAGAACCAGCACACGGUCCAGGAAUAUAUGGACCAGAACACGGGUCUGAAGGUGCGUGAGGUGAUGAUAAAUGUCUCUCGGCAGCAGGUGGAGGAUUUCCACGGCCCUGAGGAUUAUUGGUGCCUGUGCGUGGCCUGGAGUCACCUGGGCACGUCCAAGAGCCGUAAAGCCACCGUGCGCAUCGCCUACCUGCGUAAGAACUUUGAGCAGGACCCGCAGGGGAAGGAGGUUCCCAUCAGGGGUAUGAUUGUUCUGCACUGCCGGCCUCCAGAGGGUGUGCCUGCUGCUGAGGUGGAAUGGUUAAAGAAUGAUGAGCUGGUAAGUUCGCUGGACGACGACAACAUCGACACCCGCGCUGACCACAACCUGAUCAUUAACGAAGCGCGACUCUCCGACUCGGGCAAUUACACCUGCCUGGCCAGCAACAUCGUCGCCAAGAGACGCAGUGCUACAGCUACCGUGGUCGUCUUUGUGAACGGAGGCUGGUCUCUGUGGACGGAGUGGUCCCAGUGCAGCGUGGAUUGUGGGAGAGGAGUACAGAAGCGAUCUCGGACCUGCACUAACCCGGCUCCGCUGAACGGAGGAGCCUUCUGCGAGGGCAUGUCUGUACAGAAGAGCACCUGUAAUGCGCUCUGUCCCGUGGAUGGAGGAUGGGACGAGUGGAGCGAGUGGACGGAGUGCAGCGCCCAGUGUGAGAGGCAGAGAUGGAGGGAGUGUACCGCUCCGGCUCCUCGCAACCGCGGAAAAACAUGCGAGGGCAAAGGUCAUGACGUGGAUAACUGCACCGGUGACCUGUGCAGUCAAGAUGGGAAGAUGCUGCAUGAUGUUGAGCCUCAGAGUAUGGAUGGUUCCAAUGAGGUGGCGCUGUACUCAGGAUUGGCGGCAGGAGCCAUUGCCGUAACUGUCCUGAUCAUCUCAGUGACGCUGUACCGCCGGAGCCAGAGCGAAUACGGAGUAGAUGUGAUCGACUCGUCUGCCCUCGCUGGCGGAUUCCAGUCCUUUAACUUCAAAUCCACCAGACAAGGUAAUCCUCUCCUUCUGAACUCAUCCACCCGGCCUGAGCAGACCUACAGCUUCCGGGACUCUGUGGGGAAAGAGCUGUUUGACCCGCUGCCGGAUGCCACGGCCAAGGUCCAGGGCUCCUUCACGGCCGAGUACCACGGCAAGACGUACCCCGAGGGCUUGGCGACACCCGUGCACACCAACAACGGACCCUACAACUCCUCCAGGAAUCAUCUGAGGAGCAGUGGCAUGUUUGGACACCAAGGAGGACGACUGGUCAUGCCAAAUUCAGGAGUCAGUCUGCUGGUGUCCCAUGGGGCGAUCGCCGAGGACACGUCCUGGGAAAUGUACAUGCUCAUCGAUCAAGGAGAGUCCAGCGCAACAUCAUUAGAGAGAUGUGAAAUCCUGCUGGGGCCAGAGGUCACAUACGGCCCCCCAGGCCUCAGCCUGACCUCCCCUGUUGCCAUGACGAUAGCCCACUGUGCCGAGGUCAUCGGCGAGAACUGGAGCGUCCGCCUGAAGAAGAAAACGAAGGACGAUGAGUGGGAGGAAGUGAUGUCGGCAGAGGACGAGUCGACUUCCUGCUACUGCCUGCUGGACUCUGGAAGGUGCCACCUGCUACUGAGUGAGCCGGGUUCGUACGCCCUGGUAGGGGAUCCGCUGACCGACGGCGCCACCAAGAGGCUAAAGGUUGCAGUGUUCGGUAGCUCACACUCAUCUCUAAGCUACAGUCUAAGAGUGUACUGCGUUGAUGACACGCCUCAUGCCUUUCAGGGAGUGGUGACUGCAGAGAGCAACAGACAUGGCUUGCUCCUGGAGGAACCCAAGACUCUUCUGUUUAAAGGGAACACCAACAGUCUACAGGUCUCCAUCCAGGAUCUGCCCCAGUUCCCAUGGAGCAUCAAACCCUUUAGCACCUGUCAGGAGUUCUCCUUCUCACAGGUAUGGAACAGUAACCAGCAGCCUCUGCACUGUGCCUUCUCUCUGGAGCGCUUCAACGUUGGCACCACGCAGCUUUCCUGCAAGAUCAGCGUGCGCCAGGUCAAAGGUCACGAGCAGAUUCUGCAGGUCUACACCUGCGUGGAGGAGAAGGAAAAGGAGAUGCUCCCAUUUUUUAUGCAGACCGACUGCACGGUCACCUCCCAGACAGGCGCCAAAGCCUUCAAAAUCCCUCCGUCCAUUCGGCAGCGCAUCUGCGCCACCUUCGACACUGCCAACACCAAGGGCAAGGACUGGCAGCUCCUCGCUCAGAAACUCCACAUUCAGAGGAACCUGACGUAUUUCUCUAAGCAGCGCAGCCCGUCCGGGGUCAUCCUCAGCCUGUGGGAGGCUCGGCACCAGGCCUCCGGAGACCUGGACUCGCUGGCCAGCGCCCUCGAGGAGAUCAGCAAGAUCCACUCGAAAAGCUCGGCCCAGAGCCCGUGCGAGACGCAGACGGACUACAACCAGUGACGGAGAGACGCCAGCACCAUCCGUCUGUAAACUCCUGACGUGAACGCUCACGUCCGGCUCCAGAGAGACGUGAACACGAGGAGCACGUAAAGACAGAGUAAAAGGACGCACUGCACUUCUUCGAAAAAAAAAAAAGGAAGAUGAGAGCACUUGAAGAAAGUUCUGCCUGAGCUGUACCUCAGUUACGAGGGUCAGCUCGGGUCAUAAACCUUCUUAACCGUUUCCUUUUUUCCUCUCAAGCUUCGCCACUGGCUCACAGGCAGCAUGGACCUUUAACGCUUCAGUGUGCUACUACUUACUUUUUCUCGUGGUUUGGUUGCACUAUAAAGCAUUGUAGAGGUCAGUCGUGUGGCGUGUUUCAAAAGAAGCGACGCGGUUUCCCUCCCUUCCUGAGUGAGGAAAUAUUUCUACGCACACUGUGUACUGCGACGUUUUGUGUUGCUGAUAGGAAGCCGUUGUAAAAGCUGCGACUGGGACGCAGACGAAUAAAAAUAUGUGCUUUUCUUUUUAAUGUUGUUUUUAAGGUGCCAGGGCAAGGGAGGGGUGUGUGUUCGUGUGUGUGUGUGUGUGUGUGUGUGUGUGUGUGUGUGUGUGUGUGGGUAUUAUGGUGAGCGUAAGCAUGGAUCUCGGGUAGAACAUCAACACAACCACUCCAGUGUGUUUCUCUUAGAUAACAGCAGCAGUUAGUGCGGUCGCCUUUGCACGGAGGACGUUGCUCUGGCGAGACAGAUAGAGUCAGAUAAUUGUCACCAGCCCAACAUCAGCUUAAAAAAAAACCCCUCAAUCUGACACACGCCUCAUUUCCUGCAACCGAUACAGAGCGCUGGAGGAGGUUAAGCCUCUUAUAGUAUGGCACUGGGUUUAGUAAGAACUGCUUUUAGAACAAGAUUAACAUACUAUUGUUUAACAUAUAUAUAUAUAUUUUUUUUUUCUUUAUCUGACACAUUUCACGAAGAGUUUUAUGUAUAAAUGAUAUUAUGAAUACUAGUCUCUUGUUUUGGAUGACAGAAACAGAACCGAUACUCUCUACAUACAAGCGACUGAUAAACAUCUCUCGCCGACCAACGACCAACAUCCUAAAAAUGAAUAAAGGAACGAUGUGCAGGAAACUGCCCCGUUGUUUCUUAUCAAAUGUGACAAUUAUUUUUUUAACGAGAUCAAAUAGAAUUAUACUGGUCUGCUCUUUUGUUAGAUGAGCUCCUCCUGCUGCUGUCGAAAAAUCCAGCCACAUGACAAUAAAUAUAUGCAUAACUGCAGGAUUUUUUUUCCUGGCAAAUAUGUUUCCGCUUGAUUUUUUUUUUUUUCAUAAGAUUUUAAUGUAUUGACAAACUGUUUAUCCAAAUAAAGUUGAA